Messenger RNA from Oxyura jamaicensis (ruddy duck), 5491 nucleotides. RefSeq names its product solute carrier family 1 member 4 (gene SLC1A4). The transcript is spliced from 8 exons. The record is from RefSeq and is a predicted model, not a curated record. The coding region runs from base 16 to 1617 and encodes 533 amino acids. Gene Ontology annotation, molecular function: L-threonine transmembrane transporter activity; L-serine transmembrane transporter activity; L-alanine transmembrane transporter activity. Gene Ontology annotation, cellular component: plasma membrane. Gene Ontology annotation, biological process: L-serine transport; L-glutamate transmembrane transport. Lineage: Eukaryota; Metazoa; Chordata; Aves; Anseriformes; Anatidae.
CGCGCCGCCAGCAGAAUGGAGCCGGCGGGCAGCAUGGAGAAGGGGGACGGCGGGGAGAAGGCGGGCAACGGGCACGCGGAGGGCGCUGAGGAAGGCGGCGGCGGCGGAGGAGGGCGGCUGCGGGGCUGCCGGGGCUUCCUGCGGCGCAACGCGCUGGUGGUGCUGACCGUGUCGGGGGUGGUGGCCGGCGUGGCGCUGGGCGCCGCGGUGCGGGGAGCGGCGCUGAGCCCGGCGCAGGUGGCUUACCUGGCCUUCCCCGGGGAGCUGCUGCUGCGCAUGCUGCGCAUGGUCAUCCUGCCGCUGGUGGUCUGCAGCCUGGUGUCGGGCGCCGCCAGCCUGGACACCCGCUCCCUCGGCCGCCUGGGGGGCAUCGCCGUCGCCUACUUCUUAGGCACCACGCUGCUGGCCUCCGGCCUCGCCGUCGCCCUCGGCUUCAUCAUCCGCCCCGGCGCCGGAGCAUCCGCCCUCAACACGCCGGGCUUGGGGCUGCCGGGCGCCGCGCCCCCCAGCAAGAAGACGGUGGACUCCUUCCUCGACCUCGUCAGAAACCUGUUUCCUGCAAAUCUUGUUGCUGCAGCUUUCCGAACGUAUGUAACAGAGUAUAAGACAGUGCUCAGAAAUACUACCUCUGGAAAUGUCACGGUGGAAAAGAUCCCUGUCGGUAGUGAGAUUGAAGGGAUGAAUAUCCUGGGCCUCGUGCUGUUUGCUCUGGUUUUAGGAGUGGCACUGAAGAAGCUUGGCCGGGAAGGAGAAGAUCUCAUUCGCUUCUUUAAUUCGUUCAAUGAGGCAACUAUGGUCUUGGUCACCUGGAUUAUGUGGUAUGUACCCAUUGGCAUUAUGUUCCUCGUUGGGAGCAAGAUUGUGGAAAUGGAAGAUAUUGUGCUUCUGGUGACCAGCCUGGGAAAAUACAUCUUCGCCUCUAUUCUGGGCCACUUCAUCCAUGGAGGAAUCAUUCUGCCACUCAUUUAUUUUGCAUCCACACGUCAAAAUCCAUACCGUUUUCUCUUAGGACUCAUCACACCGUUUGCCACUGCCUUUGCCACUUGCUCUAGCUCAGCCACUCUCCCAUCAAUGAUUAAGUGUAUCGAGGAGAACAAUGGAGUCGACCACAGGAUCAGCAGGUUUAUCCUUCCUAUCGGUGCAACUGUGAACAUGGAUGGAGCUGCUAUUUUUCAGUGCAUGGCAGCCGUGUUCAUUGCUCAGCUGAACAACGUUGACCUCAACGCUGGGCAAAUCUUCACUAUUCUUGUGACAGCAACUGCGUCCAGUGUGGGUGCAGCCGGGGUCCCAGCUGGAGGAGUCCUCACUAUCGCUAUUAUCUUGGAGGCCAUUGGACUUCCAACCAAUGAUCUCUCCUUGAUAUUAGCAGUGGACUGGAUUGUGGACCGAACCACCACAGUUGUGAAUGUGGAAGGGGACGCCCUAGGAGCAGGUAUCCUCAAUUACCUGAAUGAAAAAGACAAGAAAGAUAAAGAGCAGGAGCUAAAAGAAGUCAGCGUAGAAGCAGUUGCUAACAGCAAGUCUGAAGAGGAGACGUCGCCUUUGGUAACCCACAAAAACCAAGUCUCCAACGCAACCAGUACAGCAGACCCUGAAUCCAAGGAAUCAGUAUUGUGAACUAGAGGCCGUUUGUUAACACGCGUCCUAGAAGUGGACCAGGGACUUGUUAAUGCACCUAGACGUUUGCAGUGCUAACAAGGGCUGGAUGGCUCUUGAAAGUUUUCAGUUCCAGUCUGUUUUGAAAUUUACUGACCAUGGGAAGGGGAGGGAGGUGGGUUGGGGAGAGAAGGGGCAGCGAGAAAGAACGCUGGCUUUAUAAUUGUGUUUUAAUAAUUCCCAUGUAUACAUGUGUAUGUGUGCUGCAUGUACACACACAUAUACAUGUAGGGGAAAGCAAUGCCAUUUGAGGCCUGUUUUUACAAGAGAUCUGUUAGUAAAGGCCCUUACGAGUUGGAGGUGGGGAAGUAGACAAAUCCCAGUAAGUGCUUAUUGUAGGGAGAAAUUAGUAAGCUUAUUGUGCUGCUGUUCAAAUGGAGAUACAGUUUAGAAACUCCAGAGUGGGUGAGAAUGUUGCUUUAAUUUAGUUUCUUGCCUGGAAACACUUACAGUCAAUUACACACACAAUAUGAAGCAACAUUUUCUCCCACUUCACUUCCUAUCCUGUUCUCCAGUCACUUGAAAACAUCAAAUAGAACAUGGAAAGUAGCUUUUUUUUUUUUUUUUUUUUAAGUUUCAUAUCUGAAUUAAUCACAGGGGUCCAAACCUUGUUCCAUUCCCCCACUGCAUUGCAGCUCAUAGCAGCUGUCUUGCCUUUUGGUGAGUAAUUCCCAAACUUUGGAACCAAACGCUCUUAGAGCAGAUCAGGAACUGGUUUUCUCCUCCCCUCUUAGCAAGUUGUUGAGAAAAAAGUCCAGAGGAAGCACAAAUUUUGUUAAAGUAAUCCCUCUGGGGCUUAAGAAAUGUGGAGUCUGUUCCAGCAUAAAUAUGUCUAAAAGAGGCUUGCCUGUGACAUCAAGAAAGCAAGAAGUCAGUUCCCUUCAUGAAAACACACAUGCACCUUUGCUAGCACUCCAUGUCCUGCUCAUGUUUAUUUAAUGGGUCAGUCCAAACAAAUUAAGCCAUAUCCCUUUUCCGGCAAAAUUGAACAGGGGAGAAAAAAAUCUGAACACAUGUGGGAACUGACGACAGGCAGGUCUGAUUGUUGGCUUGAAAGGGGAAGAAAGGAGGUGAGUUGCUAACCUCAGUGAUCUCUGGAACAGUUGCAUACCUGUUCCUGCUAGGAAUUUGGUCCUGUUACAAAUGUUCAGUGAUCUCUGCAUGUUGGGACAGUUGUAUCCCUUUUCCUGCUGGGAAUUUGGUCCUGUUACAAACAUUCAGUGAUCUCUGAGCGUUAGGACAGUUGUAUACCUGAUCCUGCUAGGAGUUCGGUCCUGCUACAAAUGUACUUCCAGCAGCAGCUUACAUUUACUUCUGGGUGGUGCUGGGCUGGGGUAAUGCUUAAUGGCAGAUGGUAAACUUUGCUUGAAGCUGAUCCAGAUGCUUCUGGAUUCUGACUCCACCUUUUUUCCUUUACCACAAACUUCCUGAUUUUGCACCCCAAACCUGAUCAAAGUCCGGCAAACAUUGCAAAGGUCCUGUUGAUUUCUCUUGGCAUUUUGGACAGCAAAAUGAUGGCUGUGCAUAUGCCAAGAAUUGCCUGGACUUGUGACACUUUCCUUUGGCUGCUUUAGCGAGAUGAGUGCAUGUGGUCAGUCCUCUACACUGUUAACUCAGUAAUAUAUAUUUACACUUAGCUUUGGUGUACAAUAAUGAUAAGUCUCCCCUUUUCUUUCUCCUCUCUUGCUUCAGAGGAAGCUAUCUUGGAAAGAUAUCCAGUUGCUGAUGUUUAUGUUCAUGGCACUAGGAAGAGGCAGCUCCAAUUUUAUAGCAGCAGCAGCCUUCAUUUGCAAAGCAUCUUUCCUGGUAAAGGGGCACAAUGAAUUUUGCAAAAAGACGCUCAGAAUGAGAUGUGGCCACCUCUGAGGGAGAACACAGUGAGUGCGUCAUGACUGGCUGUUUAAUUGUGUGCUGCAGCACUAUGCAAACAAAGUAAGAAAGGAUUAGUCAGCCCACUGUGAAACUACAGGUGAAGUUUCUUUUUAACCAGCAUAUUUAUAGCCAUGUCCACAAAAUUGAUCAAUCCUCGGCUCAAUUUAAAAACAGAAGAAGACAAACACAAUUCUCUAGGGAAAUACUUUGGCCAAUAUUUGUUAUUUCAUUUUUGGCAGAUCAAGACCAGCUGAAACUUUGCAUUUCCUCCCGUUAGAAUCAUCCCAGCUCCUUUCAACUCAGGAAACUAAAAGCAUGCUUUGUAGCUGACAAUGAAAGUCAACAAAUAAGUGUUUUGAAAAAUGUUUGAGGUUUGAAAAAAUGGUUCUCUACUCCCUUCUCCUCCCCUUUUUUAACAAGUCUAAAUGUUUCAUGGAAAAAUGUGAAUGCACUAGAACUGCAAAUAUUAUGACUUUAAAACAGUAUAUGGAUACUUCAGGAGAACUGGAAAUCAAAACUGUUCCCUGCAGGCUGGGUUCUGUAGAUGCAUUUCUAUCUCCCAUCAGACAUUUAGCUCCUUUGAUGCUCUCCCUCACCAUGACACAUUCAGCUCAGCUGAAGACAUGAGACCAGGCAGCACCCAAACAGUAAUUCCUGUGAAGCGUCACAGCAACAUUUGAGAAUAGGAAGUAGCUCAGUUUUGAUUUUUCACCCCAAAGCUAAUGUUGCCAACAGAUGAAAGUACUCUAGGGGUGAGUGAAGGCUGGGCUUCCUCACAGACAAUACCUAGCCACUGCUUUAUUGAUCUUCAUUUCCUGUGGUGCUGCUUGUUCCUCUAAGCAGCAUGAUGUUGGCUGUGGGGCAUUCUUUCUGUCAGUAGAUCCCAGAAAAUGGUUAAAUUAAUGCCAAUCAUCUCAGAGUUGUCAUAAUAUUUUCCACCAGCAAUGCAGAAGCUAAAUGUCUUUGCUGAAAAAUGCCUCUCCAAUUCCCCAUUAGUGGAUUGCCACGUUUUGCAUCAAGGUGAAUGUCUAGUCCUGUGUAAAGCUUGUUAAAGCAGUCAGCUUUAAGGAGGCCAACUCAUUCCUAUAGCUGGAUUUUAACAAAGGAAAUUAAUACUCCUCCUCCAGGUGCCAUAGGGUCUAUAUGAACCAUUGAGUAUUUAGGACCAGUCUUUUAUCUUGCCAGCAAUUUGUAAUCUUGCAGAAGCCCUACUUUAGAUUUAGAAAGCUGCCAGUUCUUUUGUUGUUCGCACGCAGCAAGAGGGAUCCCAGAGUUUUCCGUGGAAGCAUGAAUGCUGGGUAAUGACUGCUUUUCCCAAUAGCUUCUUGGUCUUUUUUGUUGUUGUUGUUGUUAUUAUCUGUGUCAGAAAUUACAUUUCUUAUUUUUCUGUGAUGUUACCAUUCCUUGUGAUGGCCUUGUCGUAUCUUCUAGGGCUCUCCGCUUGGCUUCAGAUUAUUUUUUCCUAAGGUACAAAUGUAAAAGAUCUGUUAUUGCACUCUCUUGGACUGUAAAAAAAAAUAAUUGACACAUUCCAACAGCUGCCCUUGUAACAAUGUGAGUCCUGACUGAGAUGGAAGACUUUGCCACUUGCUUUAAGUGGUCAAGGUCUUCAGGUAAGGCCUCUGGGAGAAAAAUGGAAGGGCUGUUGGAGGACGUGCAUUCUUCUGUGCUACUUAGAUGCAGUCCUUGACCCGCAGCACUACACUGGGAGCUUCCUACUUCAGGUCCCCACGCAGCCUCAUACCAAGAGGCUGUGAGUUUGCUAAGAAGGUGCUCAGCAGCAGUGCAGGUGCAGCUGGUGGCACCUGCUCUGCUCUCACCCAGGCACUCCACAGAUCUGUCGCAAGUAUGGUACUUCAGUGUCUUUUGAGUGGACGUAUGAAUUUUCCCAACUUGAUUGUAAAAGUGAAUCCUUUAGUCAGUUGCUUUUUAUUUCAGGAGGAAAUAAAUUCCUUCUAGAUAA